Molecule: messenger RNA, 5251 nt
Organism: Hemibagrus wyckioides
Lineage: Eukaryota; Metazoa; Chordata; Actinopteri; Siluriformes; Bagridae
Product: transmembrane protein 151B
Exons: 2
Coding region: 101-1753 (550 amino acids)
Source: RefSeq, a predicted model, not a curated record
CGCCCUGUGCUGCUCAUCAGUGCAUGCAGAGCCUAUUUUCCCUGAGGCAAGCGGGGUCUCAGAGGUCCAGCAGGCGAGCUGACUGAAAUGUCAGGUCACGAUGGUGUCAACCGAUGUGGAAGCUGAUAGGAGUGUGGAGGACACAUCGCUGAACAGGCCCAAUGAUGAUGCGGAAACACCGGUCAGCCUCGAUACUAUAGAGGAGCAAAGGCCAGUGAAGCAGUCCCUGAGUGCAUCUAUGCGACGGGAGACACACUGGCGUUGUCUCCUCCUUUCCUUGCUCAUGUACUGCUGCUUGGGUGUAGCGGCCUGGUGCCAGUUCACUCGUGUCACCAAGCUGUCUUUUGAUUCAUCCAGUACCUUGACUGCCUCUGUAAACUCGCUACGAGGUGGAGGAGGGCGUGCCAUGAUAUAUCAUGAUAGCCCCUGCUCUGAUGGCUACUUCUACAUCCCUCUUGCCUUUUUGCUAAUGCUCUAUGCAGUCUACUUGAUGGAGUGCUGGCACUGUCGUGCCCGCAGUGAGCUGCAGUACAAAGCAAAUGUAGACAGUGUCUAUGACAGGGUACUACACAUGCGUCAGGCUCGACCAUGUGUGUGGUGGAAAGCCAUUGGCUACCAUUUUGUACGAAGGACACGGCAAGUCACACGUUAUCGGAAUGGAGAUGCCUACACCACUACACAGGUUUACCAUGAGCGGGUCAACACACACGUGGUGGAGGGUGAGUUUGACUACAGCAAUUGCGGAAUGAAGGACAUCUCACGGGACCUACGUGGCCUGGAGUGUCAUCCAGCUACAAGGUUACGCUUUACCAAGUGCUUCAGUUUUGCAGGACCAGGACCUGAGAAUGCCUAUCUCAACCAACGGUCUAGAUUCUUCUCAGAGAUUGAGGGCUUGGAUGACUACAUGGAAGCAUGGGAAGGCAUGCAGCUAAAGAAUUUUGAUUUCAGAGAACACCUUAUAGCUUAUGUGGAUCCUGACCAGCUACCCUGGUACUCUACUCAGGUGACCUUUUGGCUGGCUGCCGUCCUCAUGCUGUCCUGGCCAUUGCGGGUUUGGAUAGAGUAUCGGACAGCCUACGUACACUACCAGGUAGAAAAGCUCUUUGGGCUGGAAUACAGCAGCAGCAGCCCAUCUUCAGAUGAGCUUCCAUCUACAAGGAAUACUCACUGUGGUAUCCCAAGAGGGGAAACGGUAGACAGCACAGAGCUGGAAUGGCAUAUUCACUCAAACCGCCAGCUUAUCCCUAGCUACUCUGAAGCCAUGCUGAUGAACUUGGGGAGCUCUAGGUCAGGACAAGAUGAUAGAGAGUCAAACGGCUUCCUAUUAGAUGAUUCCCUAAGCCAGAGCUAUGGCACAAUGCUACAAGACUGUGAUCGUUGCUGCCAGCUUGAAGGAACACGCAGGACCACCAUCAGCUCCAGCUGCUCCUCCAUCUUCUCCCGGCACACUUUCCAUUCAUGUGUGUCUCAAGACACCUCCCGUUUUUCAUUGUGCCGGAUGUAUGGAUCUAGGCACACGGUGGGGCUGUGGAGAAGCCACAGCAGCACACUGACUGAACGCUGCUGUCUAGACGAGCAGUGCUGCAGGUCAUACUCCAGCCAGCUAGCACUUAAUAACAGUCCCCCUAACUACCAGGACGCCCGCUUCUUCCCUGUCCUUAUUGUGCACAGGUCCGAGGGAUGUGGAGAUCCGUCAGAAGUGAGAAGAUAUUAUGUCCGUAGGAAUUCCCUCUGUUUGGAAACUUCCCUUUAGAACUGUAUGCAUUCUGGCUUUACUGAUCUAAUAGGGUGAUCUGAAAGUAUGGUGAAUUUCAGAAUUAUUGCCUUAUUAGAACAUAUGCCUUAUUAAAAUACAUAUGUAUAACAAAUAAAUAAAUAUUUGUGUUACAAAUUAUGUACAGGUUGAUUGAAAUUGCUUGGAAAAGGACUUCAUAUACAGUACUCCCAGAUCUUCUGCAGUGCAAAAUUUGAAGUCUAUAAAUUGAUCAAAGAAGAAACCACAGAAAAUAUGUUGAAAGACUGACUGAAAAGUUUCCACAAACAUUUGACUUUCAGGUAACAACAGGUUUAAAUCUGCCCUACAUCAUUUAACUUCCAUACAUUUUUUUGUGUUUGCUGUGCAGAACAACUAGUGAAAUAACUAUUGGUGAAAGGAAUAUUGGUUGACCAGUCAAAACUAUAAAUGGGAAUUGCAUUACUGAUGCAUCAGUGUAAAAGUUCCUGGCCAUAACCUGGCCAUCACUAUAGCUAAAAUGGAGCAUGUCUUGAAAAUCAAAUUCGAUAUAUAAUUACUGCACAGGCAUGAAUUUGUGAAUUUGUAUUCUUUGUACCAUUGCAUAAAUUAUUUUCAUUUAUAUUAUGUUUUUUUAUUGUUGAAAUAUAUGUUCAAGAUACAAAAAAAUGUAAUAUCCUGAAAACUCUUGUUUGGGUAUAUUUCAUAGCAUUGAUUUUAUAUGAAUAUUAAAUAUAUGUAAUUUGCAAAAGGGAAAAGAAAUGACUUAUCAUAUGGGCGAUAAUUUAACUGUUAUUUUCAGAAUAAGUUCAAAGCAAUAUUUCAAAACGUGCAUUGUAAUUUUUUAAAAACACUUUACAUUCUGAUCAAUAAAGCUGAUGCUCUAAGAAAAAAGUAAAAAAAUAAAUAAAUAAAAAAAACCUCUAGUCAAAGUGACUAUCCCAGGGUCUGUAAUCAGGAGCAAAAUUCACAUUAAGACUUGGUGUUCUUGCUGAGUGUCAUGUAUUUUGUGCAUACACUUCAGUUACUGGAAGAGGAACAUAUUGGAAAGGAAACAGUUGUAGGUUAAUCUGAAAACAGGAUCAAAGAAUGCCUACAUUUCUUGUGCCACUAAUUCACAAAAGGUUAGCAUGUAUCAAAUUCUGUAUACAUCAUAAUAAGAUACAGCAUACGCCUGUUAUAACCAAGGAAUAAAAGCACAGGAAGAAAAGAAAUACAACCAAUUAACCAGAUGCUUGAAAAAGUUACAGUAAGAGUCUCCCAUAUUUGUAGUAAACUAAAACUUUUGUUGCACAAUUUAUGGUGCUCUUUCAAGCUAUUAAGGCUGAUUAAUGAAAUCUUUCUAUAUUAUUGUUAACUCACCAAAAAUGAGAUUAAAUUAAACUAAAGCCAUAGCUUAAUAAUCUACAUUAUAACAAACCAUAGUUUACAAUUAUAUAUGAGUGGGACUGUGAAUGCUCUAGAUGUGUUGUGGGUAAUAGGUAGCAACUACAACUGAUGUACUGUGUUGUAUUGUUUAAAAAUAUCACUGUAUGCAAAAUGAUACACUGAUCUCAUUUUGGACAUCACUUGUGGCAGUAUACACUUACAAUCCAAGUUCUGCUAUCACUAGUAAGGUACCAUAAGGAAAUCUCUUAUAAUAUAUUACUUAAUAAUUAAUAAUAAGCUUCUGAAUUUGUUUUUGUUUAACAUAUUAGUCUAUUUUCACUUCAGUUUCCUACAUUACCCACAAUGCUGUUGGACUGCCUGCUGAAGAAUUAUAUGCUGCGGUCAAGUUAGGAGUAAGGCAGUAAUUUAUAGGUCGGAAUAAAGAUAUUUUCGCUUUCAGAAAAGCGAAGUGGAAAAAAACACAGACACCACAAUGUUUGUCUUUUGUUAGCAACAACCUAGCCAGCUAACUGUGAUGUAUAAUGAUGUAUAUUUUCCUCUUAGAACAGUACUCUGUAAUAGUCAGUAUUAUAGAUUUGAUUGAUCUUGUAUAAUCUUGCAAGAUAUGUAAAAUUUACAUGGCUGCACUAAUCAGAGUUAGCUGGCUAGGUUGUUGCUAAUAAAAGACGAUCAUGAAGGUGUCUUUGAAGUUUCAUGAAGUGUCCAUGUUUUUUUUUCCACUUCAUAUGUUAAAUGUCCCAAGGUUUAAUUUUGUCUUGUGAAUUACAGCUUAGAAAGAAAGUCAAGUGCAGCAGCUCAUCGUUUCUUAUCUAACUAAUGGGACUUCAAUCGGCCCACCCCUUUCAGCUCCUCAACUUUCAUGCUAAUACCACCAUCAGCUCAAUUAUACUUGUAGAUAUGGUAGAUAGCUAACUGUAGCUGUGCUGAAUGAGUCUUUCCUGUCUCCAAUACUCCUACAUUUAAUAUCUCACGAAUAUGACAUGCGACAAUAUGAAAACUGUGUGCUAGUCAAGUCUCCCUGUGACAUCAGAGCAGCAGACAGAUUAUCCUGUCAUGGGAAUAAUAAAAAGCAUUAGUCAGCAAUUUAGCACCAGAAUCAUAAAUAUGUAACCAUCAUUUUUCAGGAUGAAGAUUUUCUUUAAGGGUGAGGAGGGAACUCUUUGUUUACUGCAAUAAAUAUGAUUCGAUUCACGAAUCAAUGAAAUCAUCAGUAAUUAAAGCACAGAAAUUUUCACUUAAUCUAUUUGUAAUCUAUUUCCACUAAUCUAGUUCCACUAUUCUAUCUCCAGUUUCCUUAAUCACGUGGUGAUGUCUCUUGUGAUGUUGGCAGUGUACUGCUGACAGAGCUGCUGGAUUAAAACCUUCCACACUGUCUGCAAGAGGAGAAGUCUCUCUUCUCUUUUCUAAAAGAAAAAUCUAAAAAAAAACUCAAUAAAAUUAGCAUCAUUUAGUAAAGAAAUAGUCUGAACUUUGAAAAUAUUAAAAUUAUGUUCAAAACAGUAAAAUCUGUCUAAUCUAGGUAACAAAAUAAAAUUAUCUCUAAAAUGUGCCCAUGUUUAUUGUCUUUCAGUUCCAUGACGUCUUCUCCAUACAUCUACCAGAAUGCGAGUUUUUAUAACACGUGUUAAAGCAUGCUUAGAUGCUACAUGGAGUUCAGUAUGAUUCCUAUCUAAGGAGUCGUUUUGUGUACAGUUAAAAUAACCUCCUAAAACCAGAUAAUCUUUUAAAUCACAGCUCUUUCAGGACCUUUGGUUGGAGCACAUGCAAUGAUUAAUACCAAAUUAAAACCUUCAUAUUUUUGCUUUAAAUAAUAUUACUCUGCCAGCAAUCACUUCCUGUGUGGUGUAGGAUUCUGGUAAAAAAACUCCACUGGGCUUACUGAACUCAACACUACUCCUCAUUCCUAUUCCAUCAUCCAUGUAGACUCAUCUUCCUUCUUGCUGUGUUUCCUUUACAAAUAUCACAUCUAUGUGUUUUAAUUUAAUUAGUUCAUAUAGUUCUAUUUAUUUUCUUGCAUCCCUUCCUACCCGUAUAUUGAGGAAGCGAUGUUAAAAUCAGUCAUGAAUAAAAAUAAAAAAUGAUUAGCAUUAUUCUACAAGGUUUAUUUUAUACACUGUCUUCAUCUUCACA